GGUUUAGAUGUUGAUGUGGAAAACUGUGCUGUAUGUAUUGAGAACUAUAAACUGAAAGAUACUGUCCGGAUUCUGCCAUGCAAGCAUAUCUUUCAUAGAACGUGCAUUGACCCUUGGCUUUUGGACCACCGAACUUGUCCGAUGUGUAAACUAGAUGUUAUUAAAGCUUUGGGAUACUGGGGGGACCCGGAAGACACGCUCGACGUGCCCAUACCGGAAUCGAUAAGCGGCAGCGUUUCGGUGGGCAGCCUGAGCAUCGCUUUGCAAGAGGACGAGCGAAACGAAGCGAGCGACUUGUCGGCUUCCUCCACUAAUGAGUCGGUAUUGCAGUGCACCAGCUUGAAAGAGGAUGCAGGGGAAACCACAGCGUUACUCGAUGUGGAUGUCAGUAAUAACCGGCAUGGAGAACAUCUGUCUAAUGGAAGUACCCAUUGAACUGCUUCAUGGAAGAUACCUUGAACAGACUGUUAAAGAACUUUUAUUUUUUAUUUAAUUAGUACGAACUUUUGUCUAAUUAAUGGAAAAUAACAAUGUAAAUUAUUUUACCUUUCAAACUUUUCUAGCUGGUGUUCCAAAAGGGCUAAUAACUUAGAAUUUUGUACAAAAGAGGAUUUUAUAAAAUUUCCUCUGGAUGUCUCAUCCUAAAAAAAAGAAAAAACCAACAAAAAAAGAUGCAAUAACCCUUUUUCUGUAAACAUUAUUACAAUGUCGUUGUGUUCCAGAGGGCUGUAACAAAGAUGAAGACUAGGGCAGUGAAAGCCAUGCAGAAUGGUGAACGGUAAAUAUUUUGGAUGCACUAUUUACAUUCAGUACCUACACCCAGAGAACACUUACAAGACUAGAGCUCUUAAAAUGAUCUGAAAGUUCUGAUGUAUUGCAAUUGGAGAUAGAUGCUCUUAGAAAGGGGAAAAAAAAACCCACACUCUAAGGAUUAUUUGAAGAAAUCAAAUAACUCAUGGAUAUGCUACAUAUCCUUUUUCAAGAUGAAAAAGUAAUAGUUACAAAUUUCCUUAUAUGUAAUGAAUGCUGAUGUGAUCUUGUAAUGUGUUCCACUCAGAGUGGAUACUGAGAGAAAAGGAGGCUUUCUCCAGCUCACUAGCUUUUUAUACUGAAUUUGGCAGUAAUAGGUUGUGCUGGGGGUCUUAACGUGCUGAGCAUGUAGACUUAUUUAGGUAUAUGCACACUGGUUACCUCUUUCAAUCUUAAACUCAGUAGAAUGGAGGUAAAGGGCUAAUUAUGGCUAAAAAUAUAUUUAUUAGUCUAUUUAUAAGAUUUUACUGAACUCCUUACUCCUGCUCCCAUCCUGUCUCACUUCCUUAUGUAUAAGCUGGAACCAUUUCCUAAGAUGUUCUAUGAAGCUUUUUUU
Molecule: messenger RNA, 1366 nt
Organism: Nothoprocta perdicaria
Lineage: Eukaryota; Metazoa; Chordata; Aves; Tinamiformes; Tinamidae
Product: E3 ubiquitin-protein ligase RNF149-like
Exons: 4
Source: RefSeq, a predicted model, not a curated record